CUUUUCGAUCCGAUUCUGGGCUCUCCUACACUGUUCCUGGUCGGCGGUCAGUCGAGUGGGGGGCGGGGUAAUUCCAAAGAAGAGGCAGUGACAACCCCUUUCCCCCAACAAAAGGGGAAGAAGGGAGCUGAAGAGUUGGGACUCUAAACCACCAAGGGCUGGCGGGAGUGCAGUCGUCAUCGCCAUCACAGACGGCGACUCUAACAUUGCUAUCACCUUGGUUCGAGGCUGUAUUGUCCAUCCCGUAGAUAGUUUUCUGGACAGGGCGAGGAUGUCAGUGCGAGCGGGCAGCCAACUGCCAGGCUUUUCGGCAGACAACCGAGUGCAGCUGUCGGAGGGCCUCACGGUGGCCAUUGGAAGGGACCCUUUACACCCCGAAGUCCGCGUGCGAGAUCCAGGGGAGAUACACCUUCGGCAGCAGAGGAAGAAGCAUUGGAUCAAUGACUCCGGUCCUGAUGCAAAGCCGCCCAGUGGUGUUAUCGAGGCUUCGCAAGAUUCGACGUCGUUUUUGGACCACGUGGAAGAUGCCAGGCGCCGAUCCAAGCGCCUUCAUACCGAUCCGCUGGACAUGGAAGGGCCUGAGACAUUCUACGAGACGAGAAAAGCGAUGGCGUACACGCGGGAUUUGAAGAUAGACGACCCCAUGGGCGGCUUCAAGAGGGGCGAUACGGCGGCCUUGAAGCUGGAGGGCGGCCAGGAGGAGCAUGUCAGCAACCGUGGCGAUUCCGACUUCUGCGUCGUUCUCGGCAAGGUUUGGGAGCCUGGGCAUAUCGAGGUCAAGUUCUACAGCGACAACCAGGUGGCAGUGGUCAAGCCCGAGCACCUCGUCAAGAUAGACCGGGCAGACGUCAAGGCGCGCAAAUUGCGGCUCAGGAUGGUUGAUUGGCAAUUGGGUGGUGAAGCCAACCAAGGUGCACAGCGGCCCCCGCUGCGGUCCACGUCGCUCCCCGCGCUCGGCGCGGGGCCCCAGCGCCCCGGGCCGGGGCUGCGGAGGCGCGCCCCGGCGGGUCGGACGCCGGCGGCGGGCUGACCGUUGGCGGGCGGUGCAGGCCUCCAGCAUGGGGCCGCUGCCAUCGCUGGGGCGCCCAUGCCCCGUGGCACUGCUCGGUACCGUGUCUGCGGCUGUGCCUGGCUCUGCGCGUGGUUCUCGGGAUGGCCUCCGGGAUGCUCCGAGGUGGCCCGGGCGCUCUCUGGCGCUGGCCUCGCCGAGAGGCGUGCCCACGCCCGAGCGAUGCCAAGGGCCCGAGCAGCGAGGAGCAGCAGCAGUGCCAUGUGCAGAAGUUUUCGGAGGCCCGUGCGGAUCUCUUGGAUCGGCGCUGGAGAGCCCCCUGGCGGCGCCUCCCGCGCCGCCCCCGUCACGAUUUGUUCCCAGGGAGAGGUGGGGGUCGGAGGAUCGCGCCGCAUCGGAGGUGCAUCUCUGAUGCUCGAUGGGUGGUGAGAGUUGAGCGAUUCGCCUGCUCCGUGUUUUGAGGGUGGGAGCGCCGGGCGAAGUGCAACACUGGACGAGCACGCUCGCGAGCUCGUGCAACGCCCCCUCCGCUCCUGCCGCGGGGCCUUGUGUAGAAGGCCUCUGGCGCCCGCUCUGUCGGGUGAGUUGUCUUGGCCACCUGGCCUUCCACGAGAGCGCCAGUGGCCAUGGGCCUGGCUGUUCGUGCUGUCCUCCCCUUCCUCUUCCUCCUUUCCCCUCUGCCAUCAUCAUCGUCAUCUCUUUCUCUCUUCUUUCUCCUUCCUGCUCGCGAGCGAAAGUAUCGAAGACAUUGCUUUGCUGGCUCGCUCAUCCACCUUGUUUCCCUGCUAUUUUGUAGCUGUGCUGCCCCUUGACCCGACCGAACGGCGGUUGCAUCGAGGGUUUUUUUGUUGAAGGUAAUCGUUGACGUCAUGUCUUUCCACUGAUGCGCAGUUCGUCGAGUGACUGCGCCCGGUAUGCGUGCUGCAUACGGCUAUGCGCACGCUAGAAUCCUCUUGCAUUCAGCCCCUCCUCCUCCUCCUCCUUUUCCUCCUCCCGCCCCCGUCGCCCAGUCUGCAGGCCUGGCCCCCAACCUGUGCCGCCCGCUUGGCGACUAACGAAGUACCUGCCCGUGACUCGAAAUGUCAGACGAGGUAGUCCUUCUUUUCUGCCAAGAGUGUUAUCGGCACGACUCUGCGCCUCCAGGCCGUGCACACCCUCAGAAGAAGGAGGAGAGGAGGGAUGUCCACUAAGUCACCCCUCGUUGCCAGCCUUCACAGCGGCUGGCCGACUGGCCCGCUCAGCGGCCAGCCGAAGCGCCUCGCUGCACAGCCCCUCGGCUUGGCUGCGCGAGCUACAACCGAACGCUCGGAUAGGGAGGA
Prorocentrum cordatum is the source of this 2328-nucleotide messenger RNA. Lineage: Eukaryota; Dinophyceae; Prorocentrales; Prorocentraceae. The record is from the annotation of a GenBank genome assembly.